This is a messenger RNA of Cyprinodon variegatus (sheepshead minnow), 1734 nucleotides long. RefSeq names its product WAP, Kazal, immunoglobulin, Kunitz and NTR domain-containing protein 2-like. The transcript is spliced from 2 exons. The record is from RefSeq and is a predicted model, not a curated record. NCBI's taxonomy places the organism in Eukaryota, Metazoa, Chordata, Actinopteri, Cyprinodontiformes, Cyprinodontidae. Gene Ontology annotation, cellular component: extracellular region. Gene Ontology annotation, molecular function: serine-type endopeptidase inhibitor activity; protein binding. Bases 1 to 1734 code for a protein of 577 amino acids.
AUGCGGAGGAUGCUGUUUCCACGGUGGAUCUGCUUCCUGGCGUGCGCGUGUGCGCGGAUGGAUCUCAGCGACGCGGUUCUCCCCCAGGUCACCCAUCCGCAUGCAGGCAUCUGCCCUAAUGAGAUGAACCCCAACCUGUGGGUGGAUGCCAUGAGCACCUGCACACGGGAAUGUGAAUCUGAUCAGGAGUGUGAGUCCUUUGAAAAGUGUUGCCAAAACGUCUGUGGGAACCACAGUUGUGUAGCCGCCAGAAGUAAAGAUGAAAAGAAGGACCCUUUUGGAAUGCCCAAGAAAGCCUCCUGUGCCACUUUUAUGUGCACCCAGCAGGGCUCAGAUUGUGUCAUCUGGGACGGCCACCCCAUGUGCAAAUGCCGGGACCGGUGUGAGAAAGAACCAAACUUCACCUGCGCCUCUGAUGGCAUGACUUACUACAAUAAAUGUUACAUGGAUGCAGAGGCAUGCUCUAAGGGAAUCACCCUCUCGGUUGUCACAUGUCUCUUCCAUCUCGCCUGGCCCAACACAAGCCCCUCAUUUCCCCAGGUAACCACACCUCGACCUACAACUGCUCCCUUUCAGGCUACCAUUCAGCCUCCAGCGCACCCAGAGAAGCCUGUUCUGGUAAGCAGUCCUGUUCACCAGACUGUAAAUGUUGGUGAAACAGUCAGCUUUGUGUGUAAUGUCACUGGCCAACCUCAGCCGCAGAUCACGUGGGAGAAGAGGCUGCCCCUGGGAGUAGUGAGGGUGGUUAUGAGACCCAAUAAUGUGCAAGGGAACAUGGUGGUCACAAAUAUCGGCCAGCUGGUCAUCUAUAACACCCGGGUGCAGGAUUCAGGUGUCUAUACCUGCAUGGCUCACAACCCCUCUGGUUCGAUCCAGGCCCACCACCAACUCACUGUGCUGUCAACAGAGGCGUUAAGUACUCCGGUACCGAAGAACCAAACCCGCUGCCUUCCGGAAGAAUGUCAGAAACCCUUUGAUAGCCCAGAGGAAUGUGGAACUGAGCUGGAGAAAGUCAGCUGGUAUUAUGAGCCUAAAUCAAACAGUUGUUUUUCCUUCACACACUGCCUCAGCAACAGAGACCAGCCACCUGGAAGGAUUUUUGACACGUACCAGGACUGCACUGAGUGCUGCGGUCCAGAGCUAUCCAGCCCCUGUGGACUGCCUGUCCUGCAGGGCAACUGUAAGGCAUAUGAGCCUCGGUGGGCAUACAGCAGCACCAUGCACGAAUGUCAUUCCUUCGUCUAUGGAGGCUGCGAAGGAAAUGACAACAACUUUGAGUCAAAAGAUGCGUGCGAGGAGAUGUGCCCCUUCCCGAGAAACAGGCAAUGCAAAACUUGCAGGCCGAAAGGCAAGAUGGUGAUGAGCUUCUGUAAGAGUGACUUUGUCAUCUUGGGUCACAUGACAGACAUCACACAAGAAAAAGACUCAGGCCAUGCCCUGGUGACUGUGGAGGAGAUCUUUAAAGAUGAGCAGAUGGGUUUACACUUCUUUGGCAAAGAACCCCUUGAAGUCACCUUCCUCAACAUGGACUGGAGCUGCCCAUGCCCAAACAUAACAAGUGCAGCUGCUGAAAGUCAGCUUAUCAUUAUGGGCAAUGUCAUCGAAGGCAUGGCCGUCCUUCAUCCUGAGAGUUACGUAGGCAUUUCCACUCCUCGUCGUGUACGGAAAAUGAAAGAGGUCAUUUCUAACAACCCCUGCGACUUUCUCAAAGCGAUUACCAACAGCCCUCAGUAG